AUGAGCGACUCGACAUCUGUAUCAACUAGCGAUUAUUCGACAGCAUCCGCAGAUCAAACAUCCAGAUAUUCGAGAUCUGCUUCGAGUGAGUUUGAAAGUAGAGAGAUAAUCUAAGCUUGGAUGUUUUGGGAUUGAGCUCUUUAGAUCUCAUAGGAGUCUUUUGAAAAUCGUGAGCCUUUGAGAUUCUAUUUUUUCAGGUGCAUCUGGAAGAUCGACUAAUCCAUCAAGAUCAUCAUCUCGUCAUCGAAGUCUGAAAAGAAAGAGAUUAUCGUGUCCAACUCGUUCUACCCGUUCUUCCCGCUCCCGCUCCCGCCCUCGUUCUCUUUCCCGUCCCCGUUCUUCGCGUUCUCGUCCACGUCUUCUUGUUUCCGCUUUCAAACCAUGUCAAGAUUCCGAAACCAACGAUCAAAUUCGCGGAUUUUUGAAUGGUUAUUCAAGCUCAGAACAAUUUGAAUGUUUUACUGUCAAAAUUGAUGGAAUGCCAUUUGUUGCUGUUUCAUUGAUGAAUGCUGACAAAGAAUUGAGAGAUAAAUAUUGGCAAAUGCCACCGCCAACACCAAUGAGACCAUCCAGAAAUUGUGAGUUGUGCUGGGAUUUUUAGCUAUGAACGGGAAAUAACUACAGUAAAAAAGUGUUUUUUUUUUAAAUCAUAUUGAAAAAUUUCCGAUCACGCCCAAACAAAAAAAAAUAAUUUUUCUUUAGCUGAAAAUCGUCCACGCGACAAAUCUUCAAGAAUUUCAACUGGCGAAAAAUCGCGAAAAUCAGUUCGAUUCCCUGAUGAAAAAAGAUUAAGCGACGAAGAAGUCGAACGAGUUUUGGAUGGAAUUGUUCAACAACGAAAAAGUUAUUCGGAUUUGUGGAAAGAUCGAGAAAAUGCACAAUGA
Molecule: messenger RNA, 884 nt
Organism: Caenorhabditis angaria
Lineage: Eukaryota; Metazoa; Nematoda; Chromadorea; Rhabditida; Rhabditidae
Source: the annotation of a GenBank genome assembly